AUGGGCACUGAUACUUUGAGUCCUGUUAGAGAUAAUCAUACAAAACGUAAAUUAGUGGAUCACUGCUGUCCAGAAUUCGCCUUUAAACCUGUGGCAUUCACUCGAAAAAUCGAUGUUGGGUCUCCACCUAAGGCUGGGGCUUUCAUGCACAGAUUGCUAAAAUGUGAUACUCAGUUUAAAAUUUUUUAUAAUCGAGGUGACUUUCCUAUCGCUUUGGAGCAUGAUAGCAAAGGCAACAAAAUUGCAUGGAAAGUGGAAAUCGAAAAGCUGGAUUACCAUCAUUAUUUGCCACUAUUUUUUGAAGGUCUAGCAGAAACCGAACAUCCAUAUGAAUUCUUUGCAAGGCAAGGUGUCCACGACUUACUUGAACACGGAGGAAACAAAAUCCUUCCUGUCAUACCACAACUUAUCAUCCCAAUAAAGUCUGCUCUCAACUUACGUCAGCACAAAGUUUGCUGUACUGUCCUCAAAGCCAUUCAACAUCUAGUCGUUUCUGGUGAAAUGAUUGGCGAAGCCCUUGUACCAUACUACAGACAACUGUUACCAGUCAUGAAUACAUUUAUAAAUAAAAACAAGAAUUUGGGCGAUGGAAUUGAUUAUAGCCAACAAAAACGUGAGAAUCUGGGUGAUUUAGUUCACGAAACUUUGGAAAUACUUGAAAUGCAUGGGGGAGAAAAUGCUUUCAUAAAUAUAAAAUAUAUGGUCCCGACUUAUGAAUCGUGCAUGCUUCAGUAA
Schistosoma guineensis is the source of this 735-nucleotide messenger RNA. The record is from the annotation of a GenBank genome assembly. NCBI's taxonomy places the organism in Eukaryota, Metazoa, Platyhelminthes, Trematoda, Strigeidida, Schistosomatidae.